UCUGGAGAAGGUGUCUUCCAGGUUGCAAAAAAGAUGCAAAGAAGGAUAUGUGCACUUUGUCCCAAAGACCUCGAGUGUGGUGUCCUGUACUGUGCACAAUCAGAGGACAUAGCUGCUCAUGAAAAUUGUUUGCUGUAUUCUUCAGCACUUGUGGAAUGUGAGGAUAGUGAUCCAAAACGUGGUUAUAGAAGUUUUAAUGUGGAAGCAGUAAAGAAAGAAAUCUUCAGAGGAAGGAGAUUGAAAUGCACAUUUUGUGAUGAAAAAGGAGCCACCGUGGGAUGUGAUAAAAAAUCCUGUCCCAAGAAUUACCACUUUUUCUGUGCCAAGAAUGACCAUGCUGUUCUACACACUGGAUCUGGAGGAAUUUAUAAAGUGUUUUGCCAAGAACAUGCUCCAUUGAAAGAAACUCAAUCUGGCCUCCUCUCUGUAAAGCCUUUGUCUCGUGUCUUCCAUCCUCACUGCAUUCAGAAGACUGUAUCACAACAAGCUCAUUUUUCAGGAGUACAAAGAAAAAGAAAGAAGACAGAUCACUUAACAAGCAUUUCUGUACAGGUACCUAAACUAACAGCAGUAAACAGGUCCGAAAAACAAAUGGAAGAAGAGGAUAGCAGACACACAGAUGCAAUUGUGAAAGUUGCUUUUCUCAAGAAAUGUAAGGAAGCAGGACUUCUUAAUGAUUUAUUUGAAGAAAUAUCACAAAAACUUCAUUUGAUUCAGGAAAGACUCAUGGAUGAGAAUAUUUCAGAAUCAGACUAUGAAGAAAUCGGGACUUCACUUUUUGACUGUAGAUUGUUUGAAGACGCAUUUGUAAAUUUUCAAGAAGCAUUAGAGACUAACAUUCAGCAAUUCGAAGAAAAAUGGCAGCAGAUGAAGGAAGAGAUUGAGCUACUUCAGGACUUAAAACAAACUUUGUGCUCUGUUCAAGAAAGCAGUGCUUCAGUAUCUUCUUUAUCUUCUUAAGAGUUACCAUUUCUUAAGCCAGAAAUUGGGCAUAGCUGCAAGCAGGCUGAGAACUAGAGACCAGGCCUGGGAAAGCCACACAUCUCUAGCACAAGGUCUCGUGUCUUUCUUGUCUGCACACUUUGAUCCUCACCAGCUCAAACCUGUUCAUGCCUAACUGGGUGUUUACUGCCUCCCUCUUAUGAUCUCACUUCUCCUACCCUCUCCUCUGACAAAAUGUUUCUCAGAUUCUACUUGAGUAAAUUGGAUCAUGCCUCCCAUAUCUCCCAACCUCCGUACUAAAACCCUUUCUCUGGCUUCCUGCUGACACAUUGCCUCCACCCCUCUCGUACUCCAGUAAAAUAGGUCAGCAGUCACCAACCUUUCGGACCUCCGGUUGGCAACCGCUGAUCUAGGUUGAUUCCAGUAACACACCAGGUGCCCCUACCCCCAGGGCCUUUAGCACAUCCGGUUGUGAAGUCUUAACUGCUCUUUUGCCUUCCUCUUACUGCUCCCUCUGCAGAUCUUAUUAUAGAAGUUCCUCCCACUUAUUCCAUCUGAGAGUACUUUUCCUUCAUAACCCUUCCCAGUAUAACCCACUGUACCUUACAUCACGCUGCUGGAGUAUCAGCUCUGAGGGCAGGAACUAACUAUUCUGUGUUUGCUUACUAUCACAUUCCCAAGCACCCAGCAUGCUCCAUAAAUGUUUGUUCGAAAAAUACAUAAACUGUUUUUAUCUUUUGAAACUAUUUCUAGCCCAUAAUGCCUCUUAGAUAUAAUAAAUUUGAAUAUUUUAUUUUACUUGUA
Messenger RNA from Myotis brandtii (Brandt's bat), 1746 nucleotides. RefSeq names its product PHD finger protein 11 (gene PHF11). Lineage: Eukaryota; Metazoa; Chordata; Mammalia; Chiroptera; Vespertilionidae. The record is from RefSeq and is a predicted model, not a curated record. Gene Ontology annotation, cellular component: nucleus. Gene Ontology annotation, molecular function: histone deacetylase binding; histone binding. The transcript is spliced from 11 exons. The coding region runs from base 34 to 960 and encodes 308 amino acids.